Messenger RNA from Belonocnema kinseyi, 5691 nucleotides. Its product is annotated as fibrillin-1-like. NCBI's taxonomy places the organism in Eukaryota, Metazoa, Arthropoda, Insecta, Hymenoptera, Cynipidae. The record is from RefSeq and is a predicted model, not a curated record. Gene Ontology annotation, molecular function: calcium ion binding. Bases 421 to 5253 code for a protein of 1610 amino acids. The transcript is spliced from 19 exons.
UGCGAGAUCUUUCAGCGAGCUCUGCUUUCUUCAGCUUUCAGCUUUAUUCCUCGACGAACGCUGGUACGAAGCGGUUCUCGGUGCAAGUGCGGAACAAGUGUGCAACUAACGAUACGAAACGUGUUUCGUGGAUUUUUUUUGCCGGGAAAAAAAUAUUGAAACUUUUUUCUUAACGGCACCCUGACAGGCAGCGGUCUUUUUACGAAUGGACCUCCGACGUUGAAACGGGGGGUGAAAAGAGAAGAGGCUGUGGUGCCGGAAGAAAGAAAAAAAGGAAAAAGGGAAGAAAAAACAAAGGGAGGAAACUGAAAAAAUUGAGCUCUUGUGAACGAGAAAGAAGAGGACUUUUUUGAAAAAUCAAACAAAAAAGGGAUUUGAGAAGAAUUAUUUAAAGAAGAUUCGCUAAUCUAUUAAUCAAAGAUGGAACUUCAAACUAAGGCUGUUACUCUCUUCGGUCUGCUGCUCCUGGUGUUGGAAGAGAUUAAGAUGGAGGAAGCUCUUCCCUUGGACAAAUGUUGCGACCUUGGGAAAAAUUGGGCCGAAGAGGGCCUCAAAUGUGAGAGAUUUUCUGGUCCUGUUCCUGGGAUUCCCGAAGAUGAACAAGAACUUUGCCUCCAGGGUGUCAAUAUUUGUUGCAUAAGAGCUUAUCGUGAAAAAAGCUGCCAGGAGGGAAAAGAUGAUGCACGUUCUGGAAAAGGUUGCAGCCCAAGUUCAUCCUCAAAUCAGCGAAAACUUCCAAUUGGAAUGGGAGAUUAUCGAAAAGAUUGCUGCGAGGGUUGCAAACUUGGUAUCUUAACAGGAUCAAGGGGCCAAGGUUGUGCAUUGAAGUUCACAUUUGGGAAGCCCUGGGAUCCAACUUUUCUGGAGUGUUGCCAUGAAGCAUCACCGACCACCAGCACUAACAUGAGUAACGAAACCUCCUCCACCUACGGCUCGACAAAAACGACGGACACAUCUAGCUCCUCGAAUGAGAACGAAACCACCGGGAGCCUAACGACAGACUCAUCAUCAAGCCCUUCGUCUUCUUCUUCAAUGUCGUUUCCGACACUUGAGCACGACGACAUCUGCAAGCUUAUGAGAGGCAUGCUUUGUACCGACAUAUGUGUACCAACUCCUGGUUCUUAUCGCUGCGCUUGUAGCGAAGGUUACACGCUUUUAGAAGAUGGACGAACUUGCAAACAAAAUACUACAGCCGACAGAUGCAACAAAAGUAGCAACCCCUGCGAACAAAAUUGUACAGAUACAGGCCUAGCUGUAGUUUGCAGCUGCAAUCCUGGAUACGAGCUUGCAGAUGACGGUCAUUCCUGCAGCCCUACUUCAACUACAAGUGGGAAAACGGGAAAAACGGGAACAACGGGAAAAGCGACGACACCAAUUCAAGAUAAUGGAUCUUCUCCUUAUAGGUGUCCUGCUGGCUAUCGCUACAAUUCCAAAUCCCAAGCCUGUGAUGACGUCGACGAAUGCGAAGAGAAUCCUUGUUCAGGAGAGUGUCAAAACACAAUAGGAUCUUACUUGUGUGUCUUUGAUACGGAGAAUCCUCAUAUCGGAUCCAGAGCCGAGGACAAGAGUCUAAAUUGUCAGCCUGGUUAUCACUGGGAUCACUCGACGGAAGAUUGUCUUGACAUAGACGAAUGCGUCGAAAUUCCGGGCGUUUGUUCCGAAGAAGGUCAUAUUUGCAUUAAUAUGCAAGGCAGUUUUAUUUGUCACAAAUCACAAAAUCCUACAGAUUGCCCUACAGGAUUCAAAUUCCAACGAGAGACCAGCAAGUGCACAGAUAUCGACGAAUGUGCUGAAGGAUUUCAUAAUUGCAUGCCGGAAAUGGAACUAUGCAAAAACACCGAAGGCAGUUACGAUUGUGAAAUUAUAUGCCAAAAAGGUUUCGGGUUUAGUGCUAAUUUGAGUUCUUGUGUUGAUAUUGAUGAAUGCAUAGAGUCAGUGGAUUCCUGUCCAGAUCCAGAAUCACUUUGUCUAAACACGAUUGGUAGUUUCAAAUGCAUAAAUACAAGAGAAGUGCACGAAAGAUCCACAAUUUCCGAGAAUCCUCAACAAGAAAUAAAUCCUCAAAAAGAAAUUGUCUGUGAUCUUGGAUACAAACCCUCCUUAAAUGGCGAUUCUUGUUUGGAUAUCAACGAAUGUACAGAAAAUAUUCAUUCUUGUGAACCUCAAGAGAAAUGUGUAAACGAUCUUGGAAGUUACAGAUGCGAGAGUUUUUUUGAAGAUCCCACUUCAGAAGCAAGUGUUCAGAUGAAUAAAGUUGAGAAUCGAAACGAAACAGAAAAAGAAUUGAAAUUAACGAUUGAAAAGAAGAAGACUGAUGAAAUUAAAUCCAGCGCUAAUGAGACCUGUCCUGUAGGAUUUUACUACAGUGACGAAUCCAAGAAAUGUGAAGAUAUUGACGAAUGCACCAGCUGGACACCCUGUGCAAUAGGAGAAAGAUGUCGAAACCUAAUCGGAGGAUACGACUGCAGUCCAUCCUGUCCUCAAGGAUUUGUAUUUGAAAAUGAAACCUGUCGUGACAUAGACGAAUGUUCCCUAGGUCUGCAUUCUUGUGUUGAACAAACUCACCGAUGUGUCAAUAAAAACGGUUCCUACACUUGCGAAUCCAAAGAAAGAACCAAAUCCCGAAAAUUUAGGCCAAAAAAUUGUGAAAGAGGAUUCAAACAAGAUAACGAAUCGGGAGAUUGCGUCGACAUCGACGAAUGUCUGCAGGGUCCAGGGUGUCGGGAUCAUGAACGAUGUGUGAACACUAUCGGGAGUUUUGAUUGUUUUCCAUUAUGUACGACUGGCUGGUAUUUUGAUCCAAGUAUCAAAGGCUGCAGGGAUGUUGAUGAGUGUCUUCUUGGUCGACAUGAUUGCAAAGAAGGGACUCAGAUAUGCGAAAACACGAAUGGUUCCUACGUUUGCAACGCAGCACCUCUCUGUGGCCGAGGUUUCAGACGAAUUUAUAACGGAAGUUGUCUCGAUAUCGACGAGUGUCUCGAAAAUCUGCAUUCUUGUGCAGUAGAACUUCAUCGUUAUUGUGUCAAUAAGGAAGGUUCUUACGAGUGUGUAACUCGUUUGCCUGCUUGUUCGCAGGGUUACGAAUAUUCUUUAAACACUCGUCAGUGUGAAGAUAUUGAUGAGUGCAGAAUUGGCAAGUACAAAUGCGAUAGUCGACUAUCUGAGAGAUGUGUCAAUCUUCUUGGCGGAUACAGAUGCGAGAGACCUCCACCUCCACCAAGGUCUUUGCAACGAAGACCAGCUUGUCCUCAAGGCUAUCGAUAUCAUCCAAUUUGGAGAAGAUGCUCUGAUGUCGAUGAAUGCACUGAAGGAACUCAUUCUUGCGGACAUGAGGUUUGUUACAAUCAACCUGGAGGGUACAGUUGUGCAAGACAUCCUACACCAAUUACAAGAAGAACAGCACCCCCACUUCCUUCUACUGCGGCUGUAACGCGACCUUGCGCUGAUGGCAUGAGAUACGUGAGAAAUCAGGGUUGCGUUGACAUCGAUGAAUGCAAGGAAAUCGAAGAUGCUUGCAGCAGUAACGAAAACUGUGUAAACAAAAUGGGUAGUUUUGACUGCGAAUGUAAAACUGGCUUCCGUAGAGACAACUUCACACAAGCUUGUGUAGAUAUCAAUGAGUGCCAGCUUCAUAUUGAUAAUUGCCUGACGACUCAAAGAUGUGAUAACACCCUAGGAAGUUUCGCCUGUGUGAGAUUUUUGUCCUGUGGAACGGGAUACACUUUGAAUGCUGCGACUGAGAUUUGCGAGGAUGAUGAUGAAUGCGCUCUUGGAAUGCACAACUGCGUCGAUGGAUAUUUUUGUAGGAACACCCUAGGAUCUUUUAGAUGUUACAAGAUGAAGGGAAAUUUUACGACUUUGAGGACUCCUACGAGGAGGACAACUUCUAGGUAUAUUCCUAGGUAUACGACACCGAUCACUACGCCUGAGACAACUACGACUAGGAAACCAUCUACGACUAUGAGACCCACAACAACUUGCGCAAGUACUCAGCCCAGGAUACAGUGUCCUGCGGGUUACGAGGUGGGAAGAAGUGGACAGUGUAUUGACGUUGAUGAGUGUAAAUUAUCGCCGAAUCCUUGUGAGAGGCGAAAUAUGCAAAAGUGUGUUAAUACUAUGGGAUCAUACAGGUGUGAACCUAAAGUUAUGUGUAAUGCUGGAUAUAAACCAGAUCCCGCAUCUGGAAGAUAUUGCGUCGAUGUUGAUGAAUGUGCUGAAAGAAUUCACGAAUGCGACCAGGGUCAGACCUGCGAGAACAGACAGGGAGGCUACAUGUGUGUAUGUCCUCCAGGGCAUUCUGUCGGGCCCAAUAAGACCUGUGUCGAUAUAGACGAGUGCAGUCUCUACAGUGGAAAGACUUGUGGUCCUGGAGGUCACUGCGAGAACACAGUGGGUUCUUUUCGUUGCACGUGUGAGUCAGGUUUCGAAAAUUCUCCCGGGGCAGGUGGCGCCUGUCAAGACAUCAACGAGUGUGAAUCCAUGCCAGGAAUAUGUCAACAUCUGUGCUCAAACACUUGGGGAAGUUACAGAUGUGGUUGCGAGUCUGGAUACAGACUCAAUUCAGACAACAGAUCCUGUUCAGAUAUCGAUGAGUGCACUGAAUUCAAGGACAAUAAUUUGUGCAUUGGCAUGUGUGAUAACACCCCAGGAAGCUAUGGCUGCAGGUGUCCUGAAGGAUAUAGACUGGGAACGGAUGGACGCACUUGCCAAGAUAUUGAUGAGUGUGCCAUGGGACAAGUUUGUGCCAAUUCGAAUGAAAUGUGCCAAAAUACUCGAGGUGGAUUCAGAUGUAACAAGAUUGAUUGUCCCUCGGGUUACUAUUUAGAUAGUGAAAAGAAGAACCGUUGUGUGAAAGCUUCUCGAUAUUGCCUAAUAUCAGACGUGGCAUGUUUGCGUCAACCAUCUCAUUAUUCUUACAACUUCAUAACAUUCGUGAGUAAUUUGCCAAUGCCAGUAAGAACUGGCCAACUCGAGCUUUUCACGAUGAGAGGAACUCACUUGCCAGGAUCCACUUUACAAUUUAGCAUGUCCUUCAUCGAAGCUAGAGCACCUCCUGGUGUAGUGCGAGCCACAGAAUCCUGUUUUGCUAUGCGAAGAAUUGCCCCAUCGCAAGUAGUCCUAGCUUUAAUAAAACCGAUCCAAGGACCCCAAGAAAUUCAACUUGACCUCAGCAUGGAAAUCUAUCACAACACAGGCUUUGUUGGAAGCGCUGUCGCUAAGAUAUUCAUAUUCGUGACUCAAUACGAUUUUUAAAAUGGAUUUAUAAUUUGGAACAAGCAUAGUCUUAUUUUUGUACAAGUAUUGCGUCAUUUUUUAAGGGCAGGCACCAGUAAACUUAAGAAUAACGUUUCAUUGAAAUUGCAUACUUUUAAAAUUCAUUUUUUCCUUCCCGCACUGAAAAAAUGGUUAGUUGGGCCAACUAUUUAGUUUUUAUGAUAUGGUCAGUGGUUACACGGAAUUUUUUCCAAUUAUGGGCCAUCUAUAAACUACUUUAGCUAAAGAGAUAAAUUUUUAACAGAAACAGACGAAUUAAAAAAAAAAAUUUCCACCAAACAGGUGCAUUAACAACCAAAUGGAUGUACUUUCCAGUAAAAGAGAUGAAUUUUCCCAAACAUAGUUAAAGAUUUAACCAAAUAGCUUAAUAUUCAAGCCAAAAAGACGAUUUUUUGUCAAGACAGUUGAAUUUUAAAA